Messenger RNA from Notolabrus celidotus (New Zealand spotty), 1557 nucleotides. Its product is annotated as dTDP-D-glucose 4,6-dehydratase-like. The transcript is spliced from 12 exons. Gene Ontology annotation, molecular function: dTDP-glucose 4,6-dehydratase activity. The coding region runs from base 256 to 1290 and encodes 344 amino acids. The record is from RefSeq and is a predicted model, not a curated record. Gene Ontology annotation, biological process: nucleotide-sugar metabolic process. Lineage: Eukaryota; Metazoa; Chordata; Actinopteri; Labriformes; Labridae.
AGCCCAUCAUUUACUGUAGCCAAUUAGAAAGCAGAGUCCCGUAUACACUCUGACAGUCCCCGCCCAUUUUCAACGUGUCAACACUGCCGUAAAGAAGCUGUGACUGACGCAGAGUGUCUCUACUGAUCAGAAGGAGCUUCUAGCUUACUUUAAUCAUGCUGUAAGCAUGCUAGUGAGCGCCCAGGUGAAUAAAGCUGUUUAAAUCAAAGUGUUGAGUUUGUUAGGGACCUGAUCGAGUCACAAUCAGGACCCAGGAUGGACUUUAACAGGACGGUGCUGGUGACCGGUGGUUCCGGAUUCAUCGGCUCUCACCUGGUCUGCUCACUAGUCUGCAAACACCCAGACUGGAGGAUCAUUAACCUGGAUAAUCUGGAUUACUGCUGCAGCCGGUGGAGUUUGCAGAGUGUGGAAAGCAGGAAAAACUACACCUUUAUCAAGGGGGACGUGUGUAACUCUCGGCUGGUGAGCCACAUUUUUAACACACAGAACAUUGACGUGGUUUUUCACCUGGCAGCGAAAAGUCAUGUUGAGUCCUCGUUCGAGUCCCCGCUCAGCUUCCAGCGAGUGAACGUGGAGGGAACUCGGGUUCUACUGUCGGCCGCUCAUCACGCCCAACACCCGCUGCAACGCUUCAUCUACGUCAGCACAGACGAGGUGUACGGAGCUGCCUGUGGAGAGGUGUUUGAUGAGACGAGUCCUCUGAGACCGGACAAUCCAUACUCUGCUACCAAAGCUGCUGCAGAGAUCCAGGUGCUGUCCUACUGGGAGAAAAACAAGUUUCCCAUCAUCAUCACCCGGAGUAACAACAUCUAUGGCCCUCGACAGUUCACUGAGAAGGUCAUCCCGAGGUUCAUCUCUCUCUUACAGCAAAACAAGAAAUGCACCAUUCAGGGAACGCUCCCUAAAUCUCGCCACUUCCUGUUUGUCGACGACGUCAUCAAGGCUUUCCUGCUGGUGCUGGAGAAAGGGAUUGUGGGAGAAAUCUACAACGUAGGCACCAGCAGCGAGAUACCCAUCCUGCUCCUGGGCAGAGAGCUCAUAAAGAUGGUGAAGAAUGUUCCAGACUCUCAGGUGAACGACUGGCUAGAGUUUGUACCUGACAGGCCGAGAGUUGAGCUCAGGUACCCGAUUACCUGUGAGAAACUACAGCAGCUGGGAUGGAGAGCACAAAUCCCCUGGACUGAGGGAAUCAGACACACAGUGAAGUGGUACCAGGAGAACCCAGACUUUUGGUCGGACACAAAUUGGGACCAUCAACCAAUCACAGAAGAGCUUCAACACUUGACCUAGACAUAAAGAAGGCUCAGUGUACCCUGCGGCUGGACUUACAGGACUCAAACGAAGUAGAGGGCGGGGUGUACCCUGCAGCUGGACUCCCAGGACUCAAACGAAAUAGAGGGCUCAGCGUACCCUGCAGCUGGACUCACAUGACUCACACGAAGGACAGGUCUCCUAAAUGAAAGGGGGAUUACUGAAGCACAAACAUUUUCAAUCCAUUCAUUUCAGAUUUGUACUUUUAUAUGAUCAGAGUUUAUUUAAUAAAGUGAUUUAACAACA